Molecule: messenger RNA, 1454 nt
Organism: Capsicum annuum
Lineage: Eukaryota; Viridiplantae; Streptophyta; Magnoliopsida; Solanales; Solanaceae
Exons: 10
Coding region: 140-910 (256 amino acids)
Biological process (GO): RNA catabolic process; ribonucleotide metabolic process
Cellular component (GO): ribonuclease H2 complex; nucleoplasm
Source: RefSeq, a predicted model, not a curated record
CCAAAAUACCCACUGAUUUCGGCGCCAAUUCCAAAUUUCUGCAAAUUUUCUCCUUUCCUCUCCCAUCCACUGAAUAGUUCUUCUCCUAGAGUUUUUUCUUGUGUCACAAAGAGUUCAAUGGCUUAAUGGGAGGGUCUAAAUGAAGCUCGUGUUCUUAUUGCACCAGGUUGACAUUGCAGAGCCUUCUAAGGAUGGGAACAAGGUAGAACAGCUAUUAUCUCUCCGACAUCCCAAAUCUGGAACUGCAACAUGUUACCUUUGUGUUGAUGGAUCUCUUCAAGAACUUCACUGGUUCAAGCGAUCUUAUGGGUCUUUAUGUGAAGGUGAGCUUCCCACUGCCUAUCUGAGCAUGCUUUUAGGUGCUAGAUACAAGUCUAAGCAAGUGUGGCAAGAGAUUGAGGAGAGGUUUGGAAAGAAGCUUGCUACUUUGGAAACACAAUACCUAUCUCAAGGGGGCAGAGCUAUCCUUAUUAAUAGUGGACUUGGCUCUCUUCUGACCUAUCUUAUGCCCUUCUGUCGUAUGCCUGUCAGUUUUUUCUGUACUGUUUGUACACUUGCAACUCCAGUGGAUCCAGUUUUUGUUUUGUUACCUAUUUUUGAAGAAGCAAGAAUGAAGAAACAGGAUGAUCCAGGAAAGUUUAGGCAAGUGGAUGAAAUAAUUUAUGUUGUGGGCUAUCCUGGAUACCAGCAUCUUUCUUCUGUUGCUGAGAACUGCAUGCAAGUGGUUUGUGAUGUCAAAGGUAAUCCAAUUAAAAAGACAUUGCUGACACUGGAUAAGAACUAUGCUGCUCGAGAUAAGAAAGAAAUAUUAUCUGAUGCAGUAUCUAUAAUUGGAGAGUACUUGAAGGAAGAGCCUUGGUUGAAGCUCCUCUGCCGCAAAUUGUGCAUAGACUUGCAAGAUGAGACUUAAGCGUCAAACAUCACCAAUGAAAACUGGUUUUGAGUCCUAUCAUGAACAGGUAAGCAACCAUUUUUAAACUGACUCUGAUCCCAUGACUUGGUGAUUAGGAAGUAUUCUCUUCUACGGCACCAGGAAUGAGGAUAAUAAACUGUGCAAGAACAAUAUCAUCCUGUCUUGAUGCAUGAUUAAAAAAAAAAAUAGAAAUUGAAUCUUAUUUUUACAAUAUGUUUCUCUCCCAGGCUGUGCCUACUGUAAUAUUUGUAAUUUUGUGUUUGGGCAAAGCCUACAUGUGCAUGAAGAACUAAUUUUUGAUGUUACGGAUUCUUCUUUUCCAUUUCUUUUCUGCUUGGGAAGAUAUAGGAUAGAUUAAGUUGAACACCCUUUGUCGAAAAAUUAUAUUAUAUAUAAACAAAACUAUAUGAAGUAUAUAGAUCAAACAUUACUUUUCGUUUGUAUAGUCCGUCCGGCCUUGCUGUAUGGAGCGGAGUGUUGGCCAGUUAAGAACUCCCACAUCCAAAAAAUGAAGGUGGCAGAAAUGCGGAUGUUGCGCUGG